CUGGCGGGCCUGACGCGCCGCCACGCUCGCUGCAUCGCUGCGGAGCCCGAGUGAGCGCCGCUGCUCCCCGCGCCCCCGAAGGGCCGCCGCCGCCGCCCGAUGGCGGGGCUGCGGGAUUGCCUGCCCUGCCUGAUGGUCAGGAUCCGGUCCCUGCUCUUCUGGUCCCUGGUCUACUGCUAUUGCGGGCUCUGCGCCUCCAUCUACCUGCUCAAACUUUUGUGGAGCAUCGGCAAGGGACCCGCGCAGACCUUCCGGCGGGUUGCCCGGGAACACCCUCCCGCGUGCUUGAACGACCCCUCGUUGGGUACCCACUGCUACGUGCGGAUCAAGGAUUCAGGGUUAAGAUUUCAUUAUGUUGCUGCUGGAGAAAGAGGCAAACCACUAAUGCUGCUGCUUCAUGGAUUUCCAGAAUUCUGGUAUUCUUGGCGUCACCAACUAAGGGAAUUUAAAAGUGAAUAUCGAGUUGUCGCACUGGAUUUGAGAGGCUAUGGAGAAACAGAUGCUCCCAUUCAUCGAGAGAAUUAUAAAUUGGACUGUCUAAUUACCGAUAUAAAAGAUAUUUUAGACUCUUUAGGGUAUAGCAAAUGUGUUCUUAUUGGCCAUGAUUGGGGGGGCAUGAUUGCUUGGCUAAUUGCCAUCUGUUAUCCCGAAAUGGUGAUGAAGCUUAUUGUUAUUAACUUCCCUCAUCCAAAUGUAUUUACAGAAUAUAUUUUACGACACCCUGCCCAGCUGUUCAAAUCCAGCUAUUAUUACUUCUUCCAAAUACCAUGGUUCCCAGAAUUUAUGUUCUCAAUAAAUGAUUUCAAGGCUUUGAAACAUCUGUUUACCAGUCACAGCACUGGCAUUGGAAGAAAACGAUGUCGAUUAACAACAGAAGAUCUUGAAGCUUAUAUAUAUGUCUUUUCCCAGCCUGGGGCAUUAAGUGGUCCAAUUAACCAUUACCGAAACAUCUUCAGCUGCCUGCCUCUCAGACAUCACAUGGUGACCAUUCCAACACUACUACUGUGGGGAGAGAAAGACGCAUUUAUGGAAGUUGAGAUGGCUGAAGUCACAAAGAUUUACGUUAAAAACUAUUUCAGGCUAACUAUUUUGUCAGAAGCCAGUCAUUGGCUUCAGCAAGAACAACCUGACAUAGUGAACAAAUUGAUAUGGACAUUUCUGAAAGAAGAAAAAAGAAAAAAAGAUUGACUUUUCUGUGUCUUCUAUGAGGGGUCUGUAAUGAAAUCUCUAAAUAAUUUGUAAAAAUUGUUCACCAACUCCUUUAGGCUUCAUUGGGAAAAGUUGUUUUAAUAUACUUUAUCAUAAAUAAAUACCCUGACAAAUGGUAUUGAAAAAAAUCUGAGAAUAUGUGAACUUGUAACAUAACAUUGAUUUUCUUCUGUUGUAUUUUGCACAGAAAAGCAUCUGCCUUAAAAUAUAUACACUUGUACAAAAAGGAAGUUGGAGAAAGAGGCUCAGUUUUGGUUUCUUGUGUUCUUUAUCUUGUUAACAUAUGGUGCCUUUUACAGAUGUUUAUUAAAGAUUAGCUGUGCCAUGUUAAAAGGCAAACCUGCAAUGGUAUAAAUUUUCAUUUUAUAGUUCAAUAGUUCUUUUUACUAUUUAACCAUUAAAAAUUCUAUUGUCAAA
Molecule: messenger RNA, 1626 nt
Organism: Ceratotherium simum simum (southern white rhinoceros)
Lineage: Eukaryota; Metazoa; Chordata; Mammalia; Perissodactyla; Rhinocerotidae
Gene: EPHX4
Product: epoxide hydrolase 4
Molecular function (GO): catalytic activity
Source: RefSeq, a predicted model, not a curated record